AUGGUCCUUCAAAUCAAAUUACCGUUGCCAUUACAUUAUGGUAACAGCGUAUAUAUACCUGAUCGGGUUGUGCACAAAAUUGCAAUAAAUUUACAUGAUUACAGGGAUCUCUACAACUUUAGUAUUGUCAAUAAACAAGUUUAUCAACUGAUAUCUACGGAUAGUUCUUUAUGGGUGCAAUAUCUCAAAACUCUCAGGGUGUGGGAGACUAGACCUCAAAAUACGCAGAUAGAGCUGAAAAAUGAUAAGAUAGCGAGUGGAUCGUUUACGUCUGGUGGGGAAAACUCUCUUUUAAGUUUAGAUGAUGAUUCAUCCAUGGAUCCACUGAACUGCUUCGAUACUAUAGUAUCAAGCGAGUUGCUCGCAAGACAACAUUUUCUCAAGAUAUAUUCAAUAAUGCAGCCAAUUGUAAUAUCUCUGUUGGUGAGGAACAAUAGGGAUGCCAGUGAGCUGGGAUUGUUCAAAAAGUAUAACACUCCAGAGUUGCAAACUAAACUUUUCAGCAAUGUUAUUAGAUUUUUGCAACUAUAUGAAGUAGCAGAUAGUCGUGACUAUGAUGCGAUUCUCCUCCGUUUGGACACAAUGUUAAAUCUUUUUGUCAAUACAGUCACAAGAGAGAUAGGCAUUCAAUUGGACAAAAGGAAUUUCAAAGCAGUGAAAGUGUUAAUAGCGGCUCUGGAUGCAUUGAAGGUGGAAAAUCAACAACUCACCGUGGAUCCACUGAAUUCACUAAGUGAAUUCUUUAUUUCAAGAUAUGCAGAUGGAUUUUCCAUAUGCACCGAUCCGAAAAUUGUUGAUAGCGUUUUUAAGGAGGCGGAUGAGGGUACGGAUGGAGCUGUUAAUGGUUAUAAGCUCAGCUUCGAUAUGUUGGAUAGUAUAUUCGAUCAAAAGAUUGCUUUGCUUAUGAAUGCGGACCUUCAAGAGAUUGGAAUGGCCUUUGUCGAACCAUCUAAGAAUAAAGGUGAAAUGAAUGAGGUGCCAAUCGUUCUCAAAGUCAUUGAGACUUUCUUGAGCAACUAUUUAAUCGGCGGAUUGAUCGAUGCAAUUGUGAAUAAAGCAAAGGAAAUUGAUGCUAAAGCCGGUGAAAGUACGGAGGAAAUUGUCGAGAAGAAAGAGCUAGACGAAUUGUUGGAUAAAUCUAAGGAUACAGAAAAUGAGCCUGAAGAAACAAAAGAACCUACCCCAAUAGUUCAGGAUGAUGCAAAUGUUUGGAAUGAUGAUGCUGGUUUAGUCACGAGUGAAAUUAAAGAAUUGAAACUUAAAACAGAUGAUAAAGAUGAGACACUACCCGCUCGGAGUACUUCUGAUCGAUCCGAUUCAAGAAUCAAUAUAAUGAACAUGGGUUCUUUAUUUUUUCAAUCGGUUCCAUAUAUUCACUACAAACUUAUUUCCACACUUCAGAACUUGGAGUACCCUGAAACCAUGGUGGAACUUGGCAAAGGGAAGACAGAAAAAAUGAAUUAUAUCAAUAUUGCAUGUGGCUUUGUUAACAUGUAUUAUGAGCCAUACUUGAUAGAUUUUUCUGAGCAGCUUCCAAUGAAAUGUAUUGAAUCUCUUAAAUUCAUGAUCAAAACUUGGAAAUCUAACAAAAUGGACGACCGUAAAAAAAUGGAGCGUGAAAUCAUGCGAAUGGUAGAUGAUCCUGGCACUAAGAAGAAGAAUUUUGAUAUGUUUUCGAGUUUUUCCAACAUCUUCAAUUUUCGGUCAAACAAAAAAUUGAAAACCACUAGUGAUGGAGAAAUAAAGACAAGUGAAGCCACAAAGGAAGAAGGUGAUGGUGUAACAAAGAUUUCGAAGAUGGCAGCAAAACUAAAGAUUCUCCAAAGUAAUGUCGAAGAGAUGAAGUCAUUAGUGAAUGUUGACUUGACAGUUUUAGCUUUACAACAUGUGAAAAACAGUUAUGAUCUUCUUUUAGGCUUGACCAAAUAUUCAAUGACUUCCGAUCUUAAAAGUCAGCUUUAUUCGACAUGUUCUGACAUUUUUAUUAACAUGCUUGGAGUUCUUAUUCAUGAGCAUAUCCAACCAGGAUUUAAUGAAGCAUUGGCAACACUCAGAGAUUAUAAACCAACAAAAUUUGAAGGAAAAUUAAACGCCAAUUCAGUUGCCGUGGUCCCACUUAAUAGCUUUGUUGAGUUGGUGAAAGUCGGUGACUUUGUGUUGCAAAUGGUGACCGUUUUUUAUCAGAAAGAAUUAGUUGCCAAUGGGGUAGUGAAAUCCAAAUCAGGAAAGUAUAAGGAUUUUCUAUCGAUGUCCCCGUGUGAGAAGGAAAUUAAAAAUUUUGAAACUAUUUUGGAUACGUAUGUGGCUGAUGGUCUUAACAUCAGUAUCGGCGUUAUCAUAAGUGAAGUGAGCUAUACUAUUCAGAGUUGUGACGCUAAUGAAACAACAUAUGAUAUUUCUGCCUCUGAUAACUCCGUAUAUAUAAAUGAUAAGGCCACUGAAUGGGUUCUUAGGUCAGUUCAAAUCUUAGAUACACACUUUUCCAUGCUACGAAGUUCAAUUGAUAAGGCAAUUCUUGAUGUUUUCAAUCAGGAAAUAGGAGAACGUUUUGUGGCCAUAUUUAUAAAGUUGUUGACUCAGAGGUUCAUCAUAUCAGUUACUGGUGCAAUGCCGUUUAUCAGGGAUGUGAAUUUUCUUUAUUCGUUUUUCCAGAGAUACAGGGUUAAAGCUACUGUUCAGUACUUUGCAAGUUUCAAAAAGAUAAGUCAGCUUUACCUAAUAGAUUGUUCUGAGAACAACAAGCAGUGCAAAGAGUUGGGAAAAUUGAUCAUCGAUAUUGGUAGGGACAAUGGAAUAUUUUCACCCGAAGAGGUUUAUCGAUUUGUAUCAAGAAGAAGCGAUUGGCUGAAAAUCAAGAAGUCAGUGGACAAAAUUAUGUACGGAUUUACUCCAGAGGAUUGUAUAAUUAUGUAG
Messenger RNA from Brettanomyces bruxellensis, 2913 nucleotides. RefSeq lists its product as uncharacterized. Bases 1 to 2913 code for a protein of 970 amino acids. The record is from RefSeq and is a predicted model, not a curated record. Gene Ontology annotation, cellular component: cytoplasm; exocyst. Gene Ontology annotation, biological process: Golgi to plasma membrane transport; exocytosis. The transcript has a single exon. Lineage: Eukaryota; Fungi; Ascomycota; Pichiomycetes; Pichiales; Pichiaceae.